AUGGUAAAACCACUUUGUAUCCCUGCUGUCAACGAUCCUCUGGAUCUUUUGAAAGCGAAGCUCAAACUCAUGACCACGCUUUGUGUAUCGACCGACCGAUCUGAUGAGUUGCUUCCAUCGCUAUCAGACCUGUUGAAAAAAGAUGCCGUUACAGUUGAAGCCGCUAUUUCGGUGGUAAAAGUCCUUUGCAAGGAGGAUAUUUUGGAUGUGGAUACUGUCCGAAAACAACUGGGGAAUAAAGUUAGGCAACCCGGUUUCGAAGGACCACUUGCUGGAUAUUGUGAGAUUCUAGCAACUGCUGCUUCUUUGAAAGAGCAAGAUGAAGGGGAUCUAGUAGCUGACUGUGUGAAGGAAUUGUGGGAGAUUACUGAGAUCCGUCGCGAUGGCUCUGAGAUAGUCACGGCACGAAAAUCUGCUUGGACAGCUCUAGCUUGCUUUGAUGCCUUAUCGCUCAUCAGUGUCAUAUGUAAAACCCCACAAGACUGGAUGACUAUGUUUGCCGGACUUGAAGCAGAAGAAAGGAAAGGUUUGAUUCUUCUCCUCCAAAAGCUUGUCGCUGGUGAUCUGGAGUCUCUGUCGAGAACGCUCUACACUAAGGAAUACAUCCAUAAAUCCGCGUUAGCCACCUUCAUCACUAACCUCCAUAAUGCACUGAAGAGGACUCACCAAGAGGUCCGCGCUUGUUUUUGCAUUAUGCUAUGUGGAAUGGCAAAUCUAAUUUUAGGCGCCUUGGUUCUGGUCUGCAACUCUACCGCUUUUUUCCGUGAUCGCGAAUGA
This is a messenger RNA of Cylicostephanus goldi, 777 nucleotides long. The record is from the annotation of a GenBank genome assembly. NCBI's taxonomy places the organism in Eukaryota, Metazoa, Nematoda, Chromadorea, Rhabditida, Strongylidae.